Molecule: messenger RNA, 936 nt
Organism: Linderina pennispora
Lineage: Eukaryota; Fungi; Kickxellomycota; Kickxellomycetes; Kickxellales; Kickxellaceae
Exons: 1
Coding region: 57-755 (232 amino acids)
Biological process (GO): protein targeting to membrane; ubiquitin-dependent protein catabolic process via the multivesicular body sorting pathway; protein targeting to vacuole
Cellular component (GO): ESCRT I complex
Source: RefSeq, a predicted model, not a curated record
CUUUUUUUUUUUUUUUCACAUUUCCACAUUCUUUUCUUUAUAGCUAUCAGAGGACAAUGUCACCUCCAACCGAUUCCACAGACCUCAGCGAAUUUGAGCCGCAUUCGUCACGGGAGCCAGUUGCAUUGCGGCCGUACGAUUCGCGAGUUCCUGAGCCCAUGAACAACUACAACCUGCCAUCAGACCGGAAAAUUAUAGAGGACAAGCUGCGGCUACUGCGAGAGCACUUCCCAACGUUUGCCAACAAGUCAGCGGACGACCUCGAAGACCUGCUUCGGUAUGAAGAUUUAUUCCAGGCGCAUAUUGACGGGCUUGAGCAGGUGCAGCUUACUCGGACGCUCGAAUACGAGCUGCGGGUCGAGAACGAGAGUCUUGCGGAAAUCAACCUGACCGCGGAGCCCGAGCUGAAAAAAAUGCGUGACAAGGUGGCAGAGCUGCAGGCGGUGGCUGGGUCGUUGACAACACGGCUGUAUGAGCUGGUGCAGGAGCAUGUUGAUCUUCAGAAGCCAUAUUCGCCGCAAACACUGAUUCAGCGGAUGAACGAUGAGGCCAAUCAGCUCGAUAUCAAGUCGAACGAGGUGCUGGACAACUUCCGAAACCACAACGGUACUAUUGGGUUGGCCGAAUGUGAUGACUUCAUCAAGCAGUACAAGCAACUGAGAAAGUCGUACCACUCACUCGAUGCCAGGCACCAGCUGGCGGCGGCCGCACAUAGGAGCGGCAAGCUGGUCGGUGUACCUACCAUGGACCGCUGAGCUCCUCUAUGUAUUAUGAUGUACUUCUGGGUAGAGAUAGUAAAAUCAAAUUAUCCAGUAGUGGGUAAAAAGUCGCACAGAGUAAACGCUAUGGAGAGAUAUUACGGAGUGAGUUGCCUCACUUGAGGAGGCAGGGGAUAUUCAGGCAGUGCCUGCCUCGAGCUGGUGGUGGUAUUCGGCA